Molecule: messenger RNA, 3225 nt
Organism: Haemonchus placei
Lineage: Eukaryota; Metazoa; Nematoda; Chromadorea; Rhabditida; Trichostrongylidae
Source: the annotation of a GenBank genome assembly
AUAUCUGGAAAUUCGGAGCUGGCAAUCGAACUUAAAUUCCGAUUUAUCGAGCUGAAAAUCGUCAUUAAUCCUCGUCAGGUACCCGAUCUACAUGAAGUGCGACUGGACGACGACGGAGCAUAUAUGGGCACAGCUUUGAGCCUCACAGAAGUUGAUAACUACCUUGUCAAAUACAUGGAAAGUCUACCUGAGGAACGAUGUGGAGUGUUCCGAGCAGUUCAUGAGAUCAUGCAUUGGUUCGCUGGAAAGCACGUAAGGAAUGUGGCUUCAAUCGCGGGAAAUAUCGUCACCGCCUCACCCAUUUCCGAUCUGAAUCCCAUUUGGAUGGCAGCUGGAGCGAAGGUCGUUUUGGAGUCCAAUGAGCGUGGAUUGCGUUCUCCUGUGAUUGACGAGCACUUCUUCCUAGCGUACAGAAGAGCCGCAGUGGAAGCCGACGAAGUCGUGAAAGCAGUUGUCAUCCCUUUCACUAAGAGGAACCAAUAUUUCCGUGUGUACAAGCAAGCACAACGCCGCGAAGACGACAUCGCCAUUGUAACUGGAGCAUUCAAUGCCGUUGUCGACCCGAAAACGCUCAUUGUGGAAGAGAUCCGAAUUUCUUUCGGUGGUAUGGCUCCAACAACGAAGCUCGCCCUGAAUACCAUGAAGCAUUUGGAGGGAAAGAAAUGGAGUCAGCCUUUACUUGAUGAGGGAAUCGAGCUUAUUGCCAAAGAGUUUACGCUACCAGCAGGAGUUCCAGGAGGAAUGGCGCGAUAUCGGCAGGCUCUCACACUUAGCUUCUUCAUGAAGUUCUUCCUUGAAGUCGCUGAGGCUCUGGGUAUCAAAAAUGUUGACAAUAGGCACGAAAUUACAAGGAUCGGUCAAGAUAUACCUGAAGGACUCAUUUCUACUCAACUGUACCAGGAAGUACCAGCAGAUCAGAAAGUGCAUGAUCCCGUUGGCAGAGCAAUCGCCCACGUGUCUGGGAGGAAGCACGUUACUGGAGAAGCGAUCUACUGUGAUGACGUUCAAGUGGCCAACUGUCUUCAUAUGGCAUUUGUAAUGUCCCCAAUCGCCUGCGGCACACUCGAAUCAAAGGAUUUCUCUGAAGCGCUGUCUAUGGAUGGAGUCGUCGGAUACAUCGACGCCGAAGAUGUGCUCAAGGGGAUUCAGAUCGGUCAUCACAAUGAUACGCCAGUUUUCGUGAGGGAUAAGAUAACUUAUCAUGGUCAGCCUGUAGCGGCCAUCAUCGCACAAGACCAUGAAACAGCUCGACGUGCAGCUAAUGCUGUCAAAUUGGAGUACACCAGGGAUAAACCUAUUAUCUCUAUCGAGGAUGCGAUCAAAGCGGAUUCGUACCUCAUGCAGCCGCUUGUCAUACACUCGUCAUUACUAGAAAACGAAACAGUGGUGAAGAAUGACUGGAGCAGUUAUGAUCAUGUCAUCGAAGGAGAAAUAAAUAUGGGUGGACAAGAGCACUUCUAUCUUGAAACGCAACAAUGUGUCGUAAUACCUCAUGAAGACGACGAACUUGAAAUUAUAUCGAGUUCACAGGGAAUAAAUGACGUUCAGAUGGAAGUCUCAAAAUGCCUUGGAAUUCCUGCCCAUAAAAUCAUUGUGAAGGUGAAACGAAUCGGUGGUGGUUUCGGAGGCAAAGAAAAUGCAUGUUCCUUGCUAUCUGUCCCUACGGCGAUUGCUGCGCGGAAGUUCAGAAAACCGGUACGACUAACACUGGAACGGUACGAUGAUAUGGCAAUAAGUGGAACAAGGCAUCCAUUCAAAUUCAACUACAAGGUGGCACUGGAUUCUUCAGGGAAAUUCCGUGACUAUUCUGUGACAGCGUACGGCAACUGUGGUCACACAUUCGAUCUCUCACUCGGUGUUGUACAGCGUGCAAUGGUCCACAUUGACAACGUUUACAAAUUUCCCAAUGCCGAUAUAGAGGGACGAUUAUGUAAAACGAAUCUGGCAUCUAACACAGCAUUCAGAGGUUUUGGUGGUCCACAAGGAAUGUUCUGUACGGAAACGUUGGUGAAACAUAUUGCUGAAGAGCUUAAUUUGGAUCACGACAAGAUUCGUGAGAUUAAUAUGUAUGAAGAAGGUGAUUGCACACCAUUUGGAAUGCACUUACGACAAUGUAAUAUACGAAGAACAUGGUACGAAUGCAAAGAGACCAGCAACUAUGAACAACGACUGAAACUCGUCAGAGAGUUCAACAGAUCGAACAAAUACAGGAAACGAGGUAUCUAUAUAAUGCCAACGCGAUUUGGGAUAGGGUUCGGUCUCAAGCAGUUAAAUCAGGCUGGAGCUCUUGUUUUAAUCUACACUGAUGGUUCUGUGCUUGUCUCUCAUGGUGGUAUGGAAAUGGGUCAAGGACUGCACACAAAAAUUAUGCAGAUAGCAGCUCGAGUUUUGGACAUUCCCAUUGAGUUGGUGCACAUUCACGAUACAGCAACAGAUAAGGUCCCCAACGCUUCCCCAACGGCCGCCUCGGUUGGCAGUGACAUGAAUGGUCUAGCUGUGCAGGACGCUUGCAAUAAACUUCUUCGGCGCUUGGAACCUUUCAAAAAAGCCAACCCCGAAGGCACGUGGAAGGAAUGGGUUCGUCAGGCGUACGUAGAGCGAGUUUCUUUGUCAGCUACUGGAUUCGGAAUAAUUCAUAGUGAGGCGGUGGACUUCUUCAAUGGCAAAGGAGCAGAGCUUUUCGGUUACUGUGUUUAUGGAAGUGCUUGCUGUGAAGUUGAAGUCGACUGCCUGACAGGAGAUCACUAUCUCUUACGUACCGAUAUUGUAAUGGACAUCGGAGACUCGCUAAAUCCAGCUAUAGACAUCGGUCAGAUAGAAGGAGCCUUUGUACAGGGCUAUGGUCUCUUUACCAUGGAGGAAAUCAAAGUGCGACCUGAUGGCGUACGACUAAGCCGAGGACCAGGCGUCUACAAGAUACCAUCAGCAGACGAUGCACCACGACAUUUCAACGUUCGACUUCUAAAAGGAUCAAGUAACCGAAUGGGAAUAUUUUCGUCAAAGGCUGUAGGUGAACCUCCGCUUUUCCUUGGGGCUUGUGCCUUUUUCGCUAUCCGGGAAGCAGUACGGUCAUUCCGCUUAGAGCACGGUCUUAAAGGCUACUUCCGAUUUGACUCUCCAGCCACUCCAGAGCAAAUCCGAUUGGCCUGCGAGGACGAAAUUUUGAGCAAGGUACCGGAGCUUCCACCAAAAGGAACUUAUACGCCUUGGACGGUCACACUGUAA